Closterium sp. NIES-67 is the source of this 4755-nucleotide messenger RNA. The record is from the annotation of a GenBank genome assembly. Lineage: Eukaryota; Viridiplantae; Streptophyta; Zygnematophyceae; Desmidiales; Closteriaceae.
CGUCCCGCAACCCAACGUCGCAUCUCUCAGGCUCAGCAGGCACAGCAGGAGCAGCAGCAGGGCCAGCGCCACUGUUCACCUCACCCGUCACAGCAUCUUUUAUCCUUCAUUGCAGCGCUUUCUGCCCUGUCAACCAGCAGCGAUUAGCCCUUUGUAGCUUCAUAGCUCGCCCUCCUUCCAAUCCAUUUUAGAGAAGCAGCUUGCUCGAGUUUCUGUAACCUUCAGUUGGAAAGUUGAACUAGUCCACUUAGCAUCACAGAGCAAGCUUUCGCAAUGGCGCGGUUGUCAGUCCUAGUAUGCCUUGCCCUCUUCGCCUCUGUCGCCUCUGCCGAAGUGUGCCCGAAGUUCGUGUGCGGCCUUGGGAACUUCCUCUACGGAAAGUUCACCGACCCGUCUGACCCGUACAAGGAGCCCGCAGACCCCCUCCAUGAGGCGUAUUUCACCCCGGGGCAGAUGUACCAGUAUGAGAAGUUCAACAUUACCGAUGACCUGAUCGCGACUCCCCAGAUCGAUUGCUACAAGGUUUGCGAGUACUACAACAUGCAGCUGCCUAGCAACGAUAACUCGGCGAACAAGGCCAAGUACUGGAUGUUCGAGGAGACGUGCCUGGACGCUACAGGCGGUAUCUGCACGUGCUACAACAAGCUCCAGUGCAAGGACGACAAGAGCUACAGCUCCAAGUGGAUGGAGCCGGCACGCGGCGUCGGGACUGAGGACUACGAGGUCCCCGCUAACUUCACCGUCGGCGAGCUCUGCGAGGGCAAGGACAAGGGUGACCCCCACUUCACCGGCGCCGACGGCUCGCACUUCGACUUCUCCGGAAAGCCCAACCGCAACUACGCGCUCAUCUCCGACCCCCACUUCGAGCUCAACGGCUUCUUCGGCGGCCGCUACUCGCGCUGGAACGGCGACGUGAAGGCUCUCACCUGGAUCCGCUCGCUCGGCAUCAUGGCCGGCCACCACACCCUCGUCCUCGAGGCGCGUCGCGGCGCCGAGUCCGAAUACCUGAACGGUUACCUCGCCCGCGUUGUGGUUGACGGCGUUCCCGUCGAGAUCACCGUCCCCGGUACUACCGUGGAGCUCUGGGAAGGUGCCACUCUCCGGUGGGAGGCGGCUCGCCAGCUCAGCGGUACCGAUCUGGUUGACGUGUACGAUGUGAAGAUCGGCAACGUUGCCACGCUUCGCCUGACGCUGAGGCCCGAGGUCAAGAACCUGCGCACUGCCACCGAUGGAGCGGUGCACUUCGGUCUGGAUGUGCUGUCGUCGUCCUUCUCCAAGGCUGUGCACGGUGUUAUGGGCCAGACCUUCCGCCCCGACUUCCAGGGCCGACUUGCCCAGCAGAAGCUGCAGUGGAGCGACCUCCUUGGGGUGAUGGUCGUUCCCGGCGACAACGCCGAGGGAUUCAUCGACGGAGGCAUGGAUGACUACGAGGUGACCGAUCUGCUCAAGGCCGACUGCAAGCUCUGCCGCUUCACGCGCGCCGAGUCGGUCGACGAGGAGAUGUCGAUCGCGAUGAACAUGAUGGGCUCCGCUGUCGGCGGUGGCCUCCCCGCUGCUCCCCGCAAGUUCCUCGACUCGUACUAAAUGAUACACGAUGUUCUUUCCUUUGCUUAGCUGGGAUGGAUCUGCUGUUGGUGUACUAUAGAGAUCUUGAGGCGGAUUCGUUAAUGACCCGCCGGAUAUUGUGCCAUUCUGUGAACAAUAUGUGAAUCUUUGAUUUAUUUCAAUUCAUGAUACUGUCCAUCGGUGUUUGCGAAUAUUAGUCACAUUGCUCAAAGCAUAGCCCAGCAGUCAUGGCCCGAAGGUCAGCCACCACCCGACCCGAUGCUCCCCUCAUGCCACCUCUCUUCAGCCUUGUCGCUCAGCUACGAACCGGCUGUAAUGUAAGCACUGCCAUGGGGUACAGCAAUGACAUAGCUCUGUAAGCAAUGACAUAGCUCUGAAAUAGCAUUGUUGCACAGGUCGUACUUCAGCAGAAGUAGACGCUUUCAUGCCGGCUACAUUCCUACCUGAGAUGGCUCCUUCACGUGAUGAACCGACACGAAAGACAUUGGAGAGACUUGCAUGAAAAGAUAGGUGUUGUCGUAGACUUGGAAGAUUGGUUCCGGCUUCCGUUUAUCACUCUUAUAGGCCUGUGCAUUAAGCAUUGCUUGCUAGGGUAUCAGGAUUUUACUCCGCCGUUACUUCCCUUACGUCUAGCCAACUUGUAAGGAGUUCUGAGGUCGGCCGCCAGUCAUGCGCUUCGCUGAAGGCGACGAGGACGACAAUGACGAGUACAACUACCAGUAGCACACUAGCACUACCAGGUCAAGCCGUCUAGGGUUUGACGCAAACGCAAUACUACGUUGUACCCCACUUAAAGCCAGAUCAUCCAUGGCUACCGUUCCGUCUUCCGCUGCGGCUGGCUCGAGCGACAGCUGGCAGAGCCGAGCCUCGGUAGCUGGUUCGGCGGCGUCAGAAGCGGAAACGAGAGAGCCACAAGCAGCAGCAGAGGCAGCAGAAGCAGGGCCAGCAGACUCCACAGCAACCCCAGCGGCAACAGCGGCGGUACCUGCUCCCUCCCCUCGCGUCCCCGCCAGCAGCAGUGCCGGUGCUUCCACAGGGUUAGGGUUUGCUUCCGCCAAUCCCCCCCGACCCACCACCGCGGCGGCUCGCUGCUUAGAGGCACCAUCUGGACCCGCGGCCUUAGCAGGGUCCGCGCCCAGGUCUUUCGAUUUGCCUCCUAGACCUACCGGCGAUUCCGCAGCAGCGGCUGCGAGUCACGGAGCGUCGUUCGAUGCGGGUUCGGGCUCGCAUCGGACGGUGGGGGAGUCCGCAGGGCGGUCGGCCAUCCGCCGAUCAUUCUUCCCCCGAUCGUCGUCGGAAAAGGGCAUGCGUUCCGCGCGCUUACCCCCGCAAGGUCAAUGGGGGAACACCGGCGGAGGUUCCGCUGGGGGGGGACAUGGGGGGAGUCAAGGGGGAACCGCUUCGUCUUCCCCCUGCCCUUCCGCCAGCUCCGGUCAUCCGGACGAGCUUGAAGAUUUUCCAGAGUCCGCUUCCGCUUCCGCCGCCUCCGCAUCCGCCUCCGCUUCCGCUUCCGCCGUACAUGGCGUGGGAGCCAAAGUUACCGCAAGGCUCGUCAGACAUGUAACCGACUCCGCUCUUUCCGCCAGCAUUUCCGGCACCAGGUGCGGAGGGGCCGUUUCUCCCCUUGCGUCCGCUUCCCCCUUCGCUUCCUCCUCCCCUUUCCACCCCCACCGGCGCACUCCCAGCGCCAAUUUCCUCUUCUUCCGCCGGUCGCUGGGCGGGGACGAAAACAUGUCCGCUUCCGCUUCCUCCGCCGACGCGGAAGGCGAAGGGGAAGGGGAGCGGGAAGGGGAAGGGGAGGGAAACUCCCCCGCCUUCUCCGGGUGCGCUGGGCGCAGGGGUGUCGGCAUCGGGUCGUGGGGGGGCAGCGGGGACGUCGCCAGCAGUGGCGGGCGGCUGUUUGGGCUGAUAGGGAGCGGGGGAGUGGGGCUCGGCGCAGGCGCAGGCGGAGGCGGAGGCGGAGGCGGAGGCUGGGGGAGAGCAGGUUUUGGGGAAAGAAGCGGGGGAAUCGGGAUGGGGGGGCUGAGGCGGCUGAGUAGGACCACGUCAGCGCCAGCGUGGAACGUUCAGCAGGCGCUGAGUCAGAUAGAGCAGGAGGAAGGAGGUGAUAGUAACGAGGGGACGAAGCAGCACAGGCGGAGAAGAAGCGGAAGGCGGAACAGCAGCGGGAGCGUGGGGUCUGAGGGCGGUGUUUGUGGCGCUGGUGGUGGCCCUGCUAGUAGCGCUGGUGGCGGUAGUGAUGCUGGUGAUGCUGCAGACGAGAUGGUUGAGAGGCGGGGCGAGGAGGGGAGGGGGCGGGCGGAGGGGAAGGGGGGGGAAGAGGUAGAGGGGGGCGCGGAGGGGGAGGGGGCUGAUCAUCCCUUGGAGAUACCGCGGUCAGAGUCCGAACCGGUGGGGAAGCCGCGGUCUGGGCUGGACGCGGUAGGGAAAAUGUCUCUUUUCAAGAUGAUGAAGCAGCGGAAGGCUCCCAAGGAACAGCGGCGGCACCACCAGCAGCAGCAGCAGCAGCAGGAGGAGGAGGAGGAGCAGCAGCAGCAGCAGGGGCAGGAGCAGCAGCAGCAGCAGCAGCAGCAGCAGCAGCAGUGGCAGAUGCUGCCGAGGCAUCAGAAGAAGCAGAAGGAGCAAGAGAGAGGGGGACGGCUGUUCUCAGGCAGUCCUCUGAAGCAAUUCAGCCCGUUGAGGCACCAUGGCAGCCCGCUGAUGGUGCAAUCCAGUCCGUUGAUGUACCACUCGCAGUCAGAGCCAAGCGUGGAUGAGAGGGAGGAGGGCGAGGAGGGGGAGGAGGGGGAGGAGACGGGGGAGACCGGAACAGAGGGUACAGAGGGGACUGACGGGGAGGAGUCGGAAGGUAUAGGGGGGAGUGAGGAUGGAUGAGCGGAGGGGAGGGGUGGCACAGGCGGCAUCACCUGCAGCAGCAGCAGCAGAGGCGCAGGCAGGGGAGAAUGCGCGCCGAGCAGCUGUAUGUGGAGAUCCCCGCUGAAGGGGGAGGGGGGGCGGACGAUGCUCCCCUCCCCACGCCUAGCGACGGGGGGAGCAGCAGCACGCGCAGCGGGGGAGGGGGAGGGUUUCGGGGCUGGGGGGCCUUGUUGGGGGACUUGGGGGACCGGGGGGGGCGGAAAGACCCGUGGGGACCCCCCCUUUGCCCAAAUAUGCUUCCCCCCGGCGCAGGAAGAUCACAGUGAAGGGGAU